GGCAUGGUAAUUCAAUUUCAUUGCGCACACGACACACUUGAGUAAAGAAGUACAGCAGUACAUGAGUUCUCUCAGAGUUUUAGUGAAGAGAUUAGAUUUUAAAAAUGUUUUGUUUCUGCAUGGAGGAGAUGAUAAGAGACGACGAUUACAUGACGGUGGUCAACUAUACAGUCAUAACCGAUUAUGAAAGCAUCGAAACUGAGGACAUCAAAACAAAGAGUCACAGACAAAUUCAACACACAGAACUCAACACUGCUGAAAGAAACUGUUACAGACUUACUGCAGUGUGUGCGGUGCUGAUGUGUGUCCUCCUGCUGACUGCUGUCACUGUGCUGUGGGUCAAAUACAACAUCCUGUCUAGAGAACAAGACCAGUUAGAGCAGGAGAGAUCUGCACUGCACCGUGUGCUGUUAAAAUUUGGAUGGAGAGAUUUCAGACAGAAUAUUUAUUACAUUUCUACUGAAAAGAAGAACUGGACUGAGAGCAGAGAGGACUGUAUAAUGAGAGGAGCAGAUCUGGUGAUUGUAAACAGUAGAGAGGAACAGGAGUUCAUCAGUAAAUAUUCCAACGGUACUCGAGCUUGGAUUGGUCUGACUGACACAGACAAAGAGGGGACAUUUAAAUGGGUGGACGGUUCACCACUGACCACUGAGUUCUGGUGGAACGGAGAACCAAAUGAUUAUAAACAAAGAGAGGACUGUGUUAUAACAGGCCACGCAAAGGCUAAGUCUAACAUCUCGACCUGGGCUGAUUAUCCCUGUAACCUCCUUUUAGCUGACAUUUGUGAGAUAAAAAUAUUUAACUGAGCACACAAAGAUCAAUGGCUAAAAUCGAAACAUUACUUGUAAUUAUAAUAAUUCUCUUUUUUUUACAUAUGACGCCAUUCUGUUACAUUUAGAUAGUGAGUCAUGUAAAAUAACUGUAAAGUCAGGCAUAUGAAAUGGUUGACAGAGAAUUCUAUAUUUUAAGAAAUGAAAUGUUUUAAACAAAAUCCAGUUGUUGUUUUUCUGAUAAGCAUUUACACAUAUGAUUUUUUAUUUUUUUUAUCACCAGGUGUUCAAGGCAAAUUACUUAUUUUAGAACAAUAACAAAUUUAGUGAAAUUAAUUGAAAUUUGUGAAAUUAAUACAAUAUUAUUAUUAUUAUUAUUAUUAUUAUUAUUAGUAUUAUUUUUUAUUUUUUAUUUAUUUAUUUAUUUUUUUUUCCCAACAGGAACCUUUUUUAUUUCAGCUUGUUGAAGGCAAACGUGGGUCUUCUGUGAGGGUGUUUUUCAGCAGCAGAGACUAGUGCACUGGUCAGAUUAGAAGAAAAGUUGAUUGAAGCAAUACACUGAGAUAUCCUUCAUUAAAACUAUAUUCCUGAGUGUUUAGAAAGAGUGCUCUUCUCAAUAAAGUUCUUGGAAUGUA
This is a messenger RNA of Tachysurus fulvidraco (yellow catfish), 1405 nucleotides long. Its product is annotated as C-type lectin domain family 4 member E-like. The record is from RefSeq and is a predicted model, not a curated record. Lineage: Eukaryota; Metazoa; Chordata; Actinopteri; Siluriformes; Bagridae. Bases 105 to 806 code for a protein of 233 amino acids. The transcript is spliced from 5 exons.